UUCAUAAUUUUUUUUUUCUUUUGCUUUUAAUAAUUCUGAAAUUUACUUCGAGUAAGACGUAGUUAUUUAUUUAUAUAACUAAAAUUAAAAUUAUAAUUCACAACUAAAAUUAAUUAAUAUGGAUGAAAAGCCAAAAAAUUUAUGGAAGAAAGUUGAUCAUAGUAAAUAUCAGAGACAUGUUACAAUUUCUACUAUUGAUUCAACUAUUGAAUCAGAAAAUGUAGAUGAAAGAAUAGUUUAUAUAGAAGAUUUAGAAAAAAGAAGACAAGCAUAUGGAAUAUGUGGAGAAUGUAAAGAACCUGGCACAGGAGCAGAUUGGUGUCAAACUUGUAAUGCUAAAAGAUUUAAGGAUAACUUUAAAAAUUGGACUAGUGGAAAUAAACAUAUUGAUGAAUUUAUACAGCAAUCACAACUUAAUGCUGUAUAUAAUUUUAAUUGUCUUGAAUGGAUACCUUUUGAAAAAUUUCAAAAUGUCACUUAUAUUGCAGAAGGUGGUUUUGGUAAGAUUUAUUCAGCAGAAUGGCCUGAAGGACAUAUUGAAUAUUGGGAUAUUGAAAAUCAAAAGUGGUAUAGAGAUAGUUAUAAAUAUGCAUUGAAAAGUUUGAAUAAUUCUUCUAAUAUAUGUUCAGAUUUUUUAAAUGAGAUUAAAUCUCAUCUUCAGAUUCAUCUUGAUUUUAUUGUUCCAUGUUUUGGAAUUACUAAAGAUCCAAGUAAUAAAGAGUUUAUGAUGGUUUUAUUUUAUUGUAAAACUGGAAAUUUGAGAAAUUAUUUAAAUAAAUCUAAAGAUUACGUCAAUUAUAAAUCAAAAAUUGAUAAAUUACAACACAUUACAAGAGGACUUUUAGAUAUUCAUAAUGCUGAAAAAGUUCACAAAGAUUUUCAUUCAGGCAAUAUAUUACUUGAUAGGUGUUUUCCAUAUAUAAGUGAUUUAGGAAUGUGUCAACCAGUAAAUAUAAAGCAAUCAGUUAAUGAAGAAGGAAUUUAUGGAGUAUUACCAUAUAUGGCACCAGAAGUUUUACGCGGAUACCAAUAUACAAAAGCAGCAGAUGUUUACUCAUUUGGAAUAAUAAUGAAUGAAUUUCUUUCUGAAGAAAUUCCUUUUAAUGAUAUUCCUCAUGAUGAAUUUUUAGCUAUUAAAAUAUGUAAAGGAUUUAGGCCAACAAUUUCUAAAGAUGUACCAAAGUUAUUUACAGAUUUGAUAAUAAAAUGUUGGGAUGCUGAAAUAAAAAAUAGACCAACCACUAAAGAAUUGUAUCAGAUAUUAACAAAAUGGUAUGACGAAAUUAUAGCUGUUAAAGAUAGUGAAGAUGCUAAAGAUAGUGAAAAUGGUGACAAUAGUCAAACUAAUGAAGAUGGUGAAGAUGGCGAAGAUAGUGAAAAUGGUAACAAUAGUCAAAAUAGUGAAAUAUAUUUUCAAAUUAAAGAGUGUGAUAAAAUUAGAGAAGAAAAAUUCAAAAACAGGUCAAAUGAAGAUAAAUCCAAAAGCUUCCAAACACACCCACAAGCAUUUUAUACUAGUAGACUUUUAAAUUUUAAAAAUCUUCCAAACCCAGUAAAUACUUCAGAUUUAUCAGAUUUAUCAUUUUUUCAAUUCAGUUCAGAUGCUAAUUAUAUUGCUCAAUCAACAUCAGAUCCAAUUUCAGAAUGCUUAGAUUGUUUAAUUAAGUGAAUUGGAACUAAAUGAAAUUUGUCAAGAUAGUGAACAUAAUAUUGAAUGAAGUUUUCUUUCAGUGAAGUUUAGAGUCAAAUAG
This is a messenger RNA of Rhizophagus irregularis DAOM 181602=DAOM 197198, 1751 nucleotides long. Lineage: Eukaryota; Fungi; Glomeromycota; Glomeromycetes; Glomerales; Glomeraceae. The record is from RefSeq and is a predicted model, not a curated record.